This is a messenger RNA of Neoarius graeffei (lesser salmon catfish), 2784 nucleotides long. It is a transcript of the gene wnt4, whose product is annotated as wingless-type MMTV integration site family, member 4. Gene Ontology annotation, molecular function: cytokine activity; frizzled binding. The record is from RefSeq and is a predicted model, not a curated record. Gene Ontology annotation, biological process: canonical Wnt signaling pathway; cell fate commitment; neuron differentiation. Bases 547 to 1605 code for a protein of 352 amino acids. Gene Ontology annotation, cellular component: extracellular region. Lineage: Eukaryota; Metazoa; Chordata; Actinopteri; Siluriformes; Ariidae. The transcript is spliced from 5 exons.
CCAGGAGCGACUAAAUUGCGCGCUCAGAGCGGCGGCGCGUCACUGCGGCUCAUCACACACAGCGCGCGCUCAACUCCACCGCAGGACAGGGUCUCGCGGGGCUGCGGCGCGUUCACGGGCGGCGCGCGCCGACACACACGGACAAACCCGGGACCGAAGGAGACUCCGCGCGCGACAUAUCGCAAGACAGACAGACAGACAGACAGACAGCGCGCGCGUGUAUCCGGGGACAGAGUCAGCAGACUGCCUUCCCUUAAACACUCCCAUUUGUCAAGUUGGUCUGAACCGAGACGCGCGCGCUCCUCCGGCUGGAUACCGUGUACGGAUUAACCGCUUAAAGUGGGAUUUGCCUCAAAAAACCAUUACAAUGAAAUAAAAGUAAUAAUAAUAAUUACAGUCAUUAUAAGAAGACGUGCGCUCACCUCCCUCCCUCCCUCCAUCCAUCCAUCCGUCCGUCCGUCUAUCCAUCCAUCCAUCCAUCCUUCCCCCUCCUGUGGAUUGUCUUCUUGUUGUUAUUAUUAUUUUUUAUUUUCUAUAAGUUUCAAGAUGACCUCGGGCUGUUUACUCAGGUCUCUCCUGAUGCUCUUCCUGGCGCUUCUCUCCGCCAACGCCAGCAACUGGCUAUAUCUGGCUAAGCUGUCGUCCGUGGGGAGCAUCUCGGAUGAGGAGACCUGCGAGAAGCUACGAGGUCUCAUCCAGAGGCAAGUGCAGAUCUGCAAACGCAACGUGGAGGUGAUGGACGCCGUACGCCGAGGCGCUCAGCUCGCCAUUGACGAGUGCCAGUACCAGUUCCGUAACCGGCGGUGGAACUGCUCCACGUUGGAUUCCAUGCCCGUCUUCGGCAAGGUGGUCACGCAAGGCACGAGGGAGGCAGCGUUUGUGUACGCCAUCUCUGCUGCGAGCGUUGCGUACGCGGUGACCAGAGCGUGCAGCAGCGGGGAGCUUGAGAAGUGCGGUUGCGACCGAAACGUGCACGGCGUGAGCCCUCAGGGUUUCCAGUGGUCAGGGUGCUCCGAUAACAUCGCCUACGGAGUCGCCUUCUCGCAGUCCUUCGUGGAUGUCAGGGAAAGAAGCAAAGGGCAGUCGUCCAACCGAGCUCUAAUGAAUCUCCAUAAUAACGAGGCAGGGAGGAAGGCGAUUCUGAACCACAUGCGAGUCGACUGCAAGUGCCACGGUGUUUCCGGCUCGUGCGAAGUCAAGACCUGCUGGAAAGCCAUGCCCCCCUUCCGCAAGGUUGGCAACGUCAUCAAGGAGAAGUUUGACGGUGCCACCGAGGUGGAGCAGCGCAAAGUGGGCACCACUCGAGCUCUGGUUCCGCGCAACUCGCAGUUCAAACCGCACACAGACGAGGACCUGGUCUAUUUGGACCCGAGCCCCGACUUCUGCGAGCACGACCCGAGGACGCCAGGCAUGCUGGGAACGGUGGGCCGCUACUGCAACAAGACCUCGAAAGCCAUCGACGGCUGCGAGCUCAUGUGCUGCGGGCGCGGCUUCCACACGCAAGAGGUGGAGGUGGUAGACCGGUGCAGCUGCAAAUUCCACUGGUGUUGCUACGUCAAAUGCAAACAGUGCCGCAAGAUGGUAGAGAUGCACACGUGUCGGUGAUGUGAUGCUCUCCUUCAAACCUGUCCACUUAAUGGAACUUAAUGGAAAACAAUCCCUCUUUCCUUCUUUGACUCCAAAUAGAAUAAAAGAAAAGAAAAAAGGGAAGAUAGAUAUUCACGAAUUCAUCCGGUUAUAAAAGAACAUGUCAUACAUGGGACACAAUUUUAGGGGCAAAUAGAGUUCUUUUUUAUUUCAAGUCCCACUUGAGAGUAUUUUUCUCUCCUUUUUUUUGUGGUUACUUUCUUAUUUUUGUAUUGUUUUCUAACUUAUUGGAAUCGGAGUGAUGAUGAUGAUUAUUAUUAUUAUUAUUUUUUGUAAUGUGAUUAGCUCCAGUGGGAGUGGUCUAAGGGUGGACAAUUGGAUGGAGGUCGGACGGACAUGUGAACUCCAGGGUGGUUGAAGGAGAUGAGGAGACUUUCCCCUCCCACUAUCGAUGCUGCUUUAGGAUCUUAUCUGGAGUCACAGACAUCAAGGGAAUUUCUAACAGACUGAGAUGCAGUCCAGGUGUACAUCUAGUAUAUCAUUUCUCAUGUCAACGACAAAAAAGGAAAAAAAAAGCUGUUUUUAAAAAAUAGAGAUAGAGGUGGCCAUUUUUAUGCUGCUUUUAAAAAAAUCACUCACAAGUAAUGUACAGCGUUGGAUUUUUUGGAGUAUUAAGAAGUUUCUCUUCUUUUUUUUUUUUUUUUUGGGGGGGGGAGGAAAAAGCGUGGUGUUUUUCCAUGGGGUGUCACAAGGCAAAAUCAGAAGGCAGGAUUUUAAAAAAAAAACAAAAAAAAACAUUGAAAACAGGUUAUUGGCAUGGAUCUGCAAUGAUGUUUCCAAAACCAUGAUAAAUGAGUUGUUUUGUCCGACCAUGGAUGCUGUGCACGGGGACUCCAGCACUUUUCAUCUCCAGACGCACAUACCGCAAAGAUUAAAAAAAAAUAAAAAAUCUCAGAGCAUUCCCUCUUCCAAUAAACAUGAUGCAGAGUGACUGAACUAUUUAUGACCAUGUACAAAAAGAAAAAAAAAAUACAAAACCUAAUUCUACAGUUUUCUAUAGAACAACCUUGUUAUACAGCACGCUUAGAUCUGUACAAGACUUUAUACACUGAAGAGGACGAUACUGCAUAUGAAUGUACGUUUAAAUGAAAUAUACGCCUUUUGAAAGAUGAGAGAACGAGACCUGGUCUGUUUCUU